Myotis daubentonii (Daubenton's bat) is the source of this 543-nucleotide messenger RNA. RefSeq names its product eppin-like. Gene Ontology annotation, cellular component: extracellular region. Lineage: Eukaryota; Metazoa; Chordata; Mammalia; Chiroptera; Vespertilionidae. The record is from RefSeq and is a predicted model, not a curated record. Gene Ontology annotation, biological process: negative regulation of peptidase activity. Gene Ontology annotation, molecular function: serine-type endopeptidase inhibitor activity.
AUGGUGUCUUCUGGACUUUUGAGGAUCCUGGUGGUAUCCAUCCUUCUAGAGAAUGUCCAAGGAUUUAGUCUGACUAACUUGUUCUCUCCAAGGAGAUGCCCCAGAAUCCGAGAGAAAUGCCAAUUCAAAGAAAGGGAUGAAUGUUCGAAGAACAAAGCCUGUCCGGACAAGAAGAAGUGCUGUGUCUUCAACUGUGGGAAAAAAUGUUUAGACCUCCAACAAGAUAUAUGCAGUUUGCCGAAAAAUCCUGGUCCCUGCAUGGCUUUUUUUCGUCGUUGGUGGUAUGAUAAGAAGAAUGAUACCUGUUCCACGUUCAUCUAUGGUGGCUGCCAAGGAAACAAUAACAACUUCCAAACCAAAGACCUGUGUCAGAAUAUGUGCUCCAAAAAACACACGUGUCCCAAAAUCAAAGUACAUUGUGAUACGAACGAAAUAAACCAAUGUCUAAAGAGCAGACAGUGCCCAGAGAAGAUGAAGUGUUGCAACUUUAACUGUGCAAGGAAAUGUUUAAACCUCAAACAAGGUAACUCAGAAAUCCUCUGA